Oryza sativa Japonica Group (Japanese rice) is the source of this 720-nucleotide messenger RNA. Lineage: Eukaryota; Viridiplantae; Streptophyta; Magnoliopsida; Poales; Poaceae. The record is from RefSeq and is a predicted model, not a curated record.
AUGGAUCGCAGGCUGCUCAGAGCCGCACGCGGCGGCCACCGCGAGUGGCUGGAGGCUGUACUUCUGGGGGCCGCUCCGGCGCCAAACCACGUCACCGUCCACGUCGCCGCGGCCGGGGAGCCACAGCCACCCACCGCGGCGGCGCUGCUCCUGGACGUGGCGACGACGCCGCAGGGAGACUCCGCGCUGCACGUCGUGGCGGCCUCCGGCGACAGCGAAGCGUUCCUGAGCUGCGCGCGCACCAUCUACCGCAGCGCCAUGGCCCUCCUGGAUCGCGCCAACGCGAGGGGCGACACGCCGCUGCACUGCGCCGCCAGGGCGGGGAACGCGGCGAUGGUCAGGUGCCUCCUCGACAUGGCGAUGGAGGAGGACGAGGAGCGCGGCGGCGCGAGGUUCAGGGUGGCCGACGUGCUGGAGAAGCAGAACGGCCGGCGUGAGACGGCCCUGCACGACGCCGUCAGGCUCGGCGACGAGCGCCUCGUCGGCCACCUGAUGGCCGUGCAUCCGCGGCUCGCCCGUCUCCCCGGCGGCGACGGGAUGUCGCCGUUGUACCAGGCGAUCUCACUGGGGCACGACCGCAUCGCGGAGCUCCUGCAUCAGCAAGGGGGCGACGAGCUCUCGUAUUCUGGACCGGCCGGCCAAACUGCCCUGCACGCUGCUGUCCUACGCGGCGCAGGAAUACCAGAAGUCUUGGUAAGUGAUUCAGAAGUUCUGGUAUGA